UUUAUCUUGCUUGCUGCAAGUCCUCCCUCAGCUGAGACAUGUUCUCUGGUGCCGGGAUCUUUUUUUUCCCCCCUCUCUCUCUUUUUUAUGUUUUCUUCUUGUUGUUUUUCUUUUUAAAUGUGUAAAGUGAAGAGUUCCUCUUCCCCCCUCUCCCUUUCCACUCCAAAGAACCAACCUCCAGUGAAUUAACCACUGGAGCUGUUGCUGCUGUGCCAGAGGGGAGAGUGAACCUGUGCCUGCAUGUGUUUAUGUGUAAAAUAGAUACCAAAAUGUCAAUGAACAGCAGGAAAAGUUCUGGGAGACCAUCUUACUACUAUCGACUGCUCCGGAGGUCACGACUGCAGAGACAGCGAAGCAGAUCCCGGAGCCGGAACAGGCCGCUUAGUAGGGAGUCCCCCCCGGAGAGGUGCGGGCAGAGGCGCAGCAUGCCCAGCGGGGUCACCGAGAAGAACCCCACCAUGGAGCCUGCUGCCACAACGCCCUUCCGCGUCACGGGGUUCCUCAGCCGGCGGCUCAAAGGCUCCAUCAAAAGGACAAAGAGCCAACCGAAGCUUGAUAGGAACAGCAGCUUCCGGCACAUUUUACCUGGCUUCAGGAGUGUGGACAAUGAAAGAUCCCAUCUAAUGCCGAGGCUGAAAGAAUCGCGCUCCCACGAGUCUUUGCUCAGUCCCAGUAGUGCUGUUGAGGCUCUGGAUCUCAGUAUGGAGGAAGAAGUGGUCAUCAAGCCGGUCCACAGUAGCAUCCUGGGACAAGACUAUUGCUUUGAGGUGACGACUUCAUCAGGAAGUAAGUGCUUCUCGUGUCGUUCUGCAGCAGAGCGAGAUAAAUGGAUGGAAAACCUGCGGCGUGCCGUGCACCCAAAUAAGGACAACAGCAGAAGGGUAGAGAAUAUGUUAAAGUUAUGGAUUAUUGAAGCCAAGGACCUGCCAGCUAAGAAGAAGUACUUGUGUGAAUUAUGCCUGGAUGACGUUCUUUAUGCACGAACUACCUGUAAAUUGAAAACUGAUAAUGUCUUUUGGGGGGAGCACUUUGAAUUUAAUAACCUCCCAUCACUGAAAAACAUUACGGUGCACUUAUACAAAGAGACUGACAAGAAGAAAAAGAAGGACAAGACCAAUUUCAUUGGCCAGGUGAACAUCCCUGUCAGCUCCGUCACGGGCCGGCAGUUCGUAGAGAAGUGGUACCCGGUGGUGAGCCCCAACCCGGGCAAGGGCAAGUCCCCAGGGCCCAUGAUCCGCAUCAAGUCGCGCUACCAGAGUAUGAGCAUUCUUCCCAUGGAGAUGUACAAAGAGUUUGCUGAGUACAUCACUAACAAUUACAUGGUGCUGUGCUCGGUGCUGGAGCCCUCGCUGAGCGUGAAGAACAAAGAGGAGAUGGCAUCUGCACUGGUGCACAUCCUGCAGAGUACAGGCAAGGCCAAGGAUUUCUUGACUGACCUGAUGAUGUCUGAAGUUGAUCGCUGUGGUGAGAAUGAGCAUCUCAUUUUCAGGGAGAACACACUGGCCACCAAAGCAAUCGAAGAAUACCUGAAGCUGGUGGGGCAGAAAUACUUGCAAGAUGCCUUAGGGGAAUUUAUCAAGGCACUGUAUGAAUCAGAUGAGAAUUGCGAGGUGGAUCCCAGUAAGUGUUCAUCUUCAGACCUUCCUGAACAUCAGAGCAACCUGAAAAUGUGCUGUGAGCUGGCCUUCUGCAAGAUCAUCAACUCCUAUUGUGUCUUCCCAAGGGAGCUCAAAGAAGUUUUUGCCUCAUGGAGACAAGAAUGCAGCAACCGCGGCCGCCCGGACAUCAGCGAGCGGCUGAUCAGUGCCUCCCUGUUCCUGCGGUUCCUGUGCCCGGCCAUCAUGUCCCCGUCCCUCUUCAGCCUCCUGCAGGAGUACCCGGAUGACCGCACUGCACGCACUUUGACCCUCAUUGCCAAGGUCACCCAGAACCUCGCCAACUUCGCCAAGUUUGGCAGCAAAGAGGAAUACAUGUCCUUUAUGAAUCAGUUCCUGGAACACGAAUGGACUAACAUGCAGAGAUUUCUCCUGGAGAUUUCCAAUCCCGAAACCAUCUCAAACACUGCUGGCUUUGAAGGCUACAUUGACCUGGGCCGGGAACUGUCCACUUUGCACUCGCUACUCUGGGAAGUCAUUUCUCAACUGGAGCAGGGCACUGCAACGAAGCUUGGGCCUCUGCCUCGGAUCCUGAGGGAUGUCAACUCGGCACUCAGUAACCCGGCCUGCGUGCAGGUCUCGGUCACGGCCGAUCACACCGCGUCCACACCCAGUGCUGGCAACAGCAUCUCUGCGGGGCUCCAGAAAAUGGUGAUAGAGAAUGACUUAUCUGGUCUGAUAGAUUUCACACGGUUACCAUCUCCAACCCCUGAAAACAAGGACUUGUUUUUUGUCACAAGGUCUGCUGGGGCCCAGCCCUCGCCUGCCCGAAGCUCCAGUUACUCAGAGGCCAAUGAGCCCGACGUGCAGAUGUCUAAUGGCAGCAAGAGUUUGUCCAUGGUGGACUUGCAGGACAAUCGGCUCUUGGACAGUGGGGCCAACGCGCCCGGCACGGCUGACUCCCUCAAUGACAGUCAGUCAUCCCUGGGGCAGUUGCAGGGCGUAUGGACCACACGGACUCAGCAGAACAGCGUCACGGGCAUGGCCACGGUGCGCCGGGUGGGCCAGACCCCGACCACGCCGAGCGGCGAGAGCGUGCCAGGCCGGCCGCAGCUCCUGGCGCCGCUCUCCUUCCAGAACCCCGUGUACCAGAUGGCGGCGGGGCUGCCGCUGUCCCCGCGCGGCCUGGGCGACUCGGGCUCCGAGUGCCACAGCUCGCUCAGCUCCCACAGCAACAGCGAGGAGCUGACGGCCAACAAGCACGGCUUCGCCGCGCCCGCCGCCAGCGAGGACUUCGCGCGCCGCACCGGGGAGCUGGCCCGCCGGCAGCUCUCGCUGACCGAGAAGGGCGGGCAGCCCACGGUGCCGCGGCAGAACAGCGCGGGGCCGCAGCGCCGGAUAGACCAGCCCCCGCCGCCGCCGCCACCCGCCGCCCGCGGCCGCACGCCGCCCUCCCUGCUGAGCACCGUCCAGUACCAGCGGCCCUCCAGCGGCACCAUCAUGUCCUCCUCGCCCGACUGGCCCGGCAGCGGUGCCCGCCUCCGGCAGCAGUCCUCCUCCUCCAAGGGUGACAGCCCGGAGAUGAAGCAGCGCACGAUGCACAAGCAGGCCCCUUCUCCUGUGAACCCCAAUGCCCUGGACCGCACUGCUGCUUGGCUUUUGAAUAUGAACAUGCAGUUUUUAGAAGAUGAAAGCAUUGACCCAGAUUCCAAGCACAGGGAUAAGCUCAGGAAUAAGGACGAGCUCAGCCAAGCAGAAAAGUACCAGCAGGACCUAGUGGUGCUGCAGGACAAGCUGCGCAUUUCCAACAAGAAGCUGGAGGAAUACGAGACUCGCUUCAAGUGCCAGGAGGAGACAACGCAGAAGCUGAUGCUGGAAUACCAGGCCAGGCUGGAGGAGAGCGAGGAGCGGCUCCGCAGACAGCAGGAGGAUAAGGAGAUCCAGAUGAAGGGCAUCAUCAGCAGGCUGAUGUCAGUUGAGGAGGAGUUAAAGAAGGACCAUGCAGAAAUGCAGGCUGCUGUGGAUUCCAAGCAGAAGAUUAUCGAUGCACAGGAGAAACGCAUUGCUUCCCUGGAUGCUGCCAACGCACGGUUAAUGAGUGCCCUUACUCAGCUCAAAGAGAGGUACAGCAUGCAGACACGUAAUGGGAUCUCCCCCACAAACCCAACUAAAUUGCAGAUUACAGAGAAUGGCGAAUUCAGAAACAGCAGUAAUUGUUAACCCGCGGAGGCAGCCGCAGGAGGAGGCCACAGAGACCGUGCAGCAGCAGGCGUGAGCUUCAGAGAACGGCUGCUCCCCCUGAGGACCCCGCUCCUUACUGCGGACGGCGCUUGACUGAGCCUCUGUGGGAGAUGCUAAUGCCAGCACAUUGAGGGGACGGAAAGAUCGAGUGUGAGAUGAGUGGCAUAAGGAAAUAACAUAUAUUUGAGCAUUGCUGUCACUGUUGGAUUUCAAUCAGUGUUUAAUGUUUAAACAAAAGUUACCUUUUUUCCUUCUAAACUGCCCAAAGGAUACGCCUCACCCCUCCCAGCAAGGAGUAACGUCCUUGUCCUUGCAGUAAGCGACACAAAGGGAGCUGGGCAGAGCCUGCAGCAGGCAGGGGCCCAGUAAGUCCAGUUAAAGGGUGCUGCUGGAUGUAGCUGUACGAGGGAUGCAGCACCCGCUCCUCCUGUGACUCCCCCGGGAUCACAGCCCGCUCCCAAAGCAAGCCCUGAGCCCAGCCCAGCCUCCUUACUUGGCUUUUGUGAGGCCACUGACUGUCCACAGGGGCAUUUGCACAGCUGAUUAGUGUUGAAUUAACUCCCCCAGAGAGGGAGCACAGUCCAGAUGAGAGGUCAGGGCACAGGCUGUGUGCUGGAGUAGCCGAAGGGGUGCUGCAGGGCAGCGAGAAGGGCAUUGCUGGGGGUCCCGGCGGGCCCUGGCGCAGCCCAGGAGAGCAGAGCAAGCCCAAGGCUCUGGCAUGCAAGUGGAGGGAGGAGCUGGCACCUGAACAGCGACUUGAUGCCUCUCUACAGCUUCUGCUCUCACAAAUAAAGGGGAAGAAUCUUUGUAAGCAAUAGCCCCAGGGCACUGUCAUCCUGUCCCUCCCAGACACAAUUCUAGCCACAGAAUAAAUAAAUGUUGCCUGAGCUUGGUCCCGAGCUGUGAAUGAGGUGCAGGGGCUGGAUUUCCUGGUGCCCGGUGUGGUAGAGGGGGAGUGAGGGGCUAUGUGAACUCGCCAGCUUCUUGUGUGACAGAGGGUUCGUAUUGGGGGUGUGAUGCUCUGUGCAGAGAUUUUUUUACUGUUUCUGGGGAGAAAAAACAGACAAAGAAACAAGAAAAAAAAAAAGCCCUGAAGAACCAUGAAGAUCGGUAAUUGUAUUUCUUUUCUUUCACAGUAUGCAUUAGAAAAAAAAAGAUCCCAUUUUCUGGAAUACUGUCCUCUUUAAAUUGGGAAUGAGCACUGCAUGGAAAUUAACCGGCUCGAAGAAUGUAAAACAUGGUCAUAAGGGAGUAACCACCAAGAACAGCAGCCACCACCGAAAGGCCCCUUGUCAGGAGCACUGUGCAGGCAUAAGCCAGGAUUAGACUUUCCCAGCUGCUGAGACGCAGAUUCGGCACAUUCCCGUUGUGCUCAGCGGAGGGGUCACCUCCUUAACGGGGGAUCGUGCCGCUGACCGGCCGCCACGGUGUGUUUGUUGGGUUGUGGUUGUUCUAAGGUAGCACUUCAUGACUCCCACUCUCAGAGCAGGUCACUCGUAACCAAGAGCCAGAGAGCUCUCUCUGAGAUGCGGAUGACAGUGUACAGUGUACAGGACCUCUGCCUAUUCCUCCCACUAAAGUUUAUUACACUGCUCAACGCCUGUCCUAGCUCCUCCUGCCAUGUGUAAAUGUACAAAGGGACUAGGAUGUUCACUGAGCUCUGCACAGCUCAGGUACCGUCUCCAGCCUCACCCCACCUAGGCUGCCUGAGCAGGACACUUUGCCAGUAAGCUCUGCAUUGCCAUGCUGCCCCACAGGCUCAUUCACAGCAUUCACCACAUGCAAUUGUUUUCACAGCUAAAGAUGAUGCCUUUUAUUCCUAAACCUUUUUCUGUUCCCGGGAAGCCCUGGGCCGAGCCGGGUGCAGUUUGGUCCAUGGAGGAGAGAACGUGGUGCACUGAGGUCUGCGCGCCCCACCAACACCCGCAGCGCGGUGCAGUCACGCAGCAGACCCCAAACGGAGCUCCUCAGAGAACAGGAGUAACUAAGUAUUUAUGGCAAGUGUGAAUUUUGGAGACUAGCACAGAUGGCUUUGAAGAACCUCACAAAACUGACAAGGUUACAACUGGAGAAAGACCCAGACAGGUUAGGAGUGUACAGGGUACUGUGAACCGUUGGGUACGUACACUUACAUCUGCCAUUGUCUCAGAGUCAAAUACUUGAUAACAACCCUGCAAAAAAAGACUAUUUUAAACCACUGUUGCCCUGAGAUGUGUGUUUAGAGCUGAUGGGUUUUGAGUUCAAAAUACUUGUGUUGCAGAGAUGGAAGUUUUUCAAGAGAGAACAUGAGGAAUGGAAACGCCAGCAGGGCCCGGCACAGGCAGUGUGUUUCCAUUCAUACACGGAUGUAAUGUUGGGAUGCAGUCAGUGGAAAAAAGAAACGCCCACAAAACAAUUGUUUAGUACUGGAGCUAAGCACAGUACAGCUUAAUCUCCUCCACCACAAGCCAAGGCACUGCUCCCCCCGCCCCAUCUGUCACAAACUCCUGGUUAACUCAAACUUGCCAAUCACUGAACACACGUCGUUCUGCUGAAACAGCAGGAACGCUUAAAUCCUGCCCCAGCGAGUCAUUAGAACCUUAAAAGUUCCAGUGCCGGCACCUUCGGGAGUUGUGGCUUAGUUUCCUGAGCCAGUAUGGAAAGAAAUUUCAAUCAGGACAAAGUCUCCUUACAGUAGAUUCCUACUAUUCCUCCCCAUUCCCUCCUGUCUCCUUCCCUGCAACUAUCAACAACUGGGCCUAACCGUGACCCUCUCCUGAGAAGGAAGGUUCUGGGGUAGGUUUGCAGCUCCAGGCUCACUUCAGUUCUGUUACUUCACUUUGUGUUUCUGUUAUUUAUGAACUGUACAUGUAUGUAUGUGGGGGGGGUGUGUGCACACGAGCCCCGUGUGGCUGCUGCCCUGGCACAGCAAUACCAGAGGCAAUCCCAAGUGGUGUUUGCAGCUCCGGAGCAAGGCUCCAACCGGAAUGUUUCGUGAGCGGCUCCGGUUCCUUUCUUGUUCUUGCGCUUCCUCCAGUAAGAGGCUGUUUCAGUGCAACCGCGUCCGAGUGUAGAUGAAACACAAACACACUCAGAUUUUUAUCUUAAUACAAGUCUUAAUAUUUUUUGGUAAAUGUUCUCAGUGUUUACUGUACCGUAUCUAUCUCACUAACAGUUGUACAUAGUAACUUACUUCUGGUGCUGCUUAUUCGGGCAGGAUUUGGCUGUAUCUCACUGCUGUUUUGGAGAGGGGGGACUCAAGCUAGCAAAUCUGGAUCCACACACAGGUUAUGAUUUCAGCCUCCUCCCUUGGGGAUCUGAGGGAAGGGGAAGGGAGAGAAGCCGGGGAUCCAGAUUUGGGGUUGGCCCACCUCAAGGAUUCUGUUUUAAGAGUUUUGAUUUGGGGUUUUGUUAAACUGUAGUGAAUGCUUGUCAAAAAUUUCAUGGAAAGGGGAUGAAAUGGACUGACCAGUAUCCCAAGGUCUCUGCAGACUGUAAGUGUCAUCGUUUUGGACAGGAAUCAUGGCUUCAGUGCCAAAAGAUUGGAGGGACCCGAGUCCUUCCCCAUGCCAACUAAUACUACAGUGUAGUCACCAGCCCCUUUUGCACCAGUUUAAGCAAAUCCUGCUGCCAUCCAAAGAGUCCUGCAUCACUGCACUGUCAUUUGAGUCUGGUUGGGUUUGUUUCCUGCUUCUGCAGUUGUAAAGCACUGAUUGCACUGUGAGAACAUGCUGAAUACUCGGGGCUGGGGGCCAGCCCCAUAGGCUGCCGCAGGGGGCAGGACACUGGUCCUGCUACUGCGAAUAUUCCUAAAGGGCAAAGGGAUUUGCCGGCCCUAAGCGAGGCAUCACAGGCUCUCCUAGGAAAGCAGUCGGCACAUAAUCAUUCCCAAAGUUCAGAGCGCUCUCUUUUCCCUGUUCCUGAUCUCCAUAUCCAGAUGCAAGAGGAAACAUACUGAGGUCUGCUCUGUGAUGAACAAAGACAGGACUUUUAGUCAGAGGAGAUGGGAAAUGCUCUGAUGCGUUCACCCAGGACAGCCACAGUGUGGUCCAUGGGUUUGACCAGCAAGGGGCUCAUUUCCCCCCGUGACCCCCAGGAGAUGCUCUGUCAGCAGCACUAUGACCAGCAGCACCCGCUCCGGUCACUGCUCUGUCCAUCACAUGUAGCUUUGCCUGGAGGGCGAGAGGCAGAAAGUCCAAAGGGAACAACUACGACACUGUCCCUGGAUGGGGUGAGCUCCCUGCAGCGUCCCCCUUCCCAGCCCAGCCACUGUUGGGGACCCGCUGGGACCUGGCAUGAGGCAGAGCACGUGGCCUCAUGGCCACCAACAGAUCCCUUAACUGGCCCUGGGAAGGGGCAUCUCCUCUCUCCAAGUGGGUCUCUGGCUGCUGAGCCCGAGGCUUGGCCGCGUGGCCCCUGCCCCGCACCGAGCCCCGCUCCAGCCCUGCACAGGUAACUGCUGCCGCCUUCUCUUCCCAUGGGGAAUAUGACACAUGGGGGAGAGGGAGGACGACAGCAGCACGCCAACACACAGCUCCUGGGCUUUACGAACCAAAUCCAACCUCGAGGGCGUUGCACAAGAUUCAGAACAACCAUGCUUGGGAAAAGGGUGUCACGUUCAAGCAUUGACUUCCACAGAUCACCCGAGCUGUGACAUUGCUGUAAAUGCCAUGUGGUUCUGCAUCAGCUACCAGUACCCCCAAGUGCAGCCUCCAUGCUCACGUAUUCCUUUAUCAUACAUCACUGUGUCUUAAGAUAUACCUCUCUGUAUAUCUGCUUAGGCUGAUACUCGUUCCUGAUAAGCAGUCACUAUGUUUUAUAUCCUCUUAUAAAGAAAAACAAAUCUUUUUUUGUAAGUAUGUUUAAAAAACAAAAAAAAAAAGCAAAGUGGAAGUGUUUGCUGAAUCUCCUUCAGCUCCUUUUAAACUAUGUAAUAAUGUACAGAGAAAGUUGUUGGUGUUCAAAGAAAUGAUGUGGCCGUGCAAUUUAUGUACAUUUGCAAUUAGAAAUAUUAAAGAUUUAUUUAGAUAUUUUA
Molecule: messenger RNA, 8850 nt
Organism: Strigops habroptila (Kakapo)
Lineage: Eukaryota; Metazoa; Chordata; Aves; Psittaciformes; Psittacidae
Gene: DAB2IP
Product: DAB2 interacting protein
Exons: 16
Coding region: 249-3815 (1188 amino acids)
Biological process (GO): regulation of GTPase activity
Source: RefSeq, a predicted model, not a curated record